Molecule: messenger RNA, 2012 nt
Organism: Salpingoeca rosetta
Lineage: Eukaryota; Choanoflagellata; Craspedida; Salpingoecidae
Product: vacuolar protein sorting 45A
Exons: 14
Coding region: 62-1765 (567 amino acids)
Biological process (GO): intracellular protein transport; vesicle-mediated transport
Cellular component (GO): Golgi membrane
Source: RefSeq, a predicted model, not a curated record
GAUCGAUGACGAAGCAGCCAAACAAGCGAGGAAGAAGAAGGAAGACGAUCAACACAGAAGAAUGGACGUGGUGAAGGCAGUGCGGCACUACAUCACCAAGAUGGUGUCGGAGCAUGAGGGCAUGAAGGUGCUGUUGCUGGACAAGAACACGACCACCAUUGUGAGCAUGGUGUUUUCCCAGUCCGAGGUGCUGCAGAAGGAAGUGUACCUGAUUGAGCGCGUGGAUGUUGCCCAGCGUGAGCCCAUGAACCACAUGAAAUGUGUUGCGUUCCUGAGACCAACGCAGGAGAGCAUCGAGGCGCUGAUUGCAGAGCUCAAGGAACCCAAGUAUGCACAGUACGACCUUUACUUUUCCAACACGCUGACAUCGUCGCAGCUGGAGCAGCUGGCGCACGCCGACGAGCACGAGGUGGUGCGGCAGGUGCAGGAGGUGUACGCGGACUACCUCGCCGUCGACCACAACCUGGUCACCCUCAACAUCGUCGGCUGCCUCGCCCCUGGCCGCGACUCGUGGCGCAAGCCCUGUCUUGACAGAACAACAGAGGGCGUGGUGUCCAUGCUACUCUCUCUGAAGAAGACACCAACCAUCCGGUUUGCUGGCAAGAGCGACGUGUGCAAGCGGCUAGCGGCGGAUGUCGCCUACAUCAUUGAGCGCGAGGCCGAGCUCUUUUCCUUCCGCCAGACGCACGACACCCCACCCCUCCUCCUCCUGCUUGACCGGCGCGAUGAUCCCGUGACGCCACUUCUCAACCAGUGGACGUACCAGGCGAUGGUGCACGAGGUGCUUGGCAUCCACAACAACCGCGUCGACCUGAGCGGGGUCCCGGGCGCCAGUCGCGACACGAAGGAGGUCGUCAUAUCCGUUGAUGCCGACGAUUUUUACAAGAAGAACAUCUACCUCAACUUUGGCGAGAUUGGCGAAAACAUCCGCACGCUGGUGGCUGAGUUUCAGGAGCGCACGAAGAGCCACGAAAACAUUGAAUCGAUUGCGGAUAUGAAGGCGUUUGUGGAGAGCUAUCCGCAGUUCCGCCAGAUGUCGGGCACCGUCUCCAAGCACGUGACGCUGGUCGGGGAACUGUCGCGCCGGGUGGAGAGCGGAGACCUCUUGAACGUCUCUGAGAUUGAGCAAGAGAUUUCCUGCCAGAGCAACCACUCCGAAGUCGUCCAGAAAAUCCGCGAGCAGCUGUCCAACCCGAAAGUUUCUGCGCAGAACAAGACGCGCCUUGUGCUGCUGUACGCCCUGCGCUACGAGCGCCACAGCAACAGCGCCGUCUCCGAGUUUGUUGAGCAUCUCUUCAGGGAGGGCGUGCCCGACCGCCUUCGCUCGCUCGUCUCUGCCAUCAUCAAGUAUGCCGGCAGCGGUGCGGCUCAGCGCCAGAGCGACCUGUUUGGCACGCGCGGCGCCCGUGGAAUCUUCCGCCAAAUGACCGGCGGCCUCAAGGGCGUGGACAACAUCUACACGCAACACACGCCGCUGCUUGCACAGACACUCGAUCUGCUCGCAAAGGGGCGCCUCAAGGACGCCUCGUAUCCGUUUCUCCGCGGCAGUCCCACCCCAGACAGGCCGCAGGAGGUGUUUGUGUUUAUGGUGGGCGGCGUCACAUAUGAGGAGGUCAAGGCUGUCCACGACUUCAACGACGCAAACCCAGCGAUGCGCGUGGUGCUGGGAGGAACGAACAUCCACAACUUCAAGAGCUUCUGCGAGGAGAUUGAGACAUUUGCCGGCAGCACCGGCGCGGCAUCAGGCCGGGGCCGCUAUGCAUGAGCUUGCGAUGGACGGAUGCGUGGAUGGGUAGGUGUUGGAUGGAUGGACACGUACAUGGAUGCAUGCGUAGAUGGAUGGAUGGGUGAAGGGUGGACGUUUGUGUGGCAUGUGGCUGUGGUGCUGAGGGGCUGAAGUCGGUUGCUUGCGGCAUUUCAACGGGUUUUGUUUUUUGUUGCACAACAACGUGCGCAAGCGUGCACUCUUGUCUUUGUUACCGUGAGAAAGACAACAUACAUCAGAGACUGUG